This is a messenger RNA of Ilex paraguariensis (yerba mate), 1820 nucleotides long. The record is from the annotation of a GenBank genome assembly. NCBI's taxonomy places the organism in Eukaryota, Viridiplantae, Streptophyta, Magnoliopsida, Aquifoliales, Aquifoliaceae.
UGCAAACUUCCUUUGAUUUUCCAACAAAUUCUUGGGUUUUCCGGGGAAAUUUUUUGAGUUUCUUGCAAUCCAAUCAGGUCCAGACACUGGGUCUCCAAGAAACGCACGAGGGCAUGUUUGGAUAGCGAGGUACUAAUAGCAUGCCAGUGUCAACAAGGUCUCAGAUCAUCAACAACCCAGGACAGAAUGAGCCAAAUCAAGACAACAGAACCAGACCCAAGACAGAUCAAGAAGAGACCCACAUGGCUCACCCAUUGAGAAACCCACACCAUGGACUGAAAGAGAAAAUGAAAGCUUUGACCCUCUUGUAUGAGCAGCAAAAACAAGCCUCUGCUUCUGUCAAGGACCCUUCUUUCAAAUCCGAAGAGUCAAGAUUUUCAACUCAUCCGAGCAUAGACCUUCUUAGUUCUGGCAAAAGAGCAGAAUCAAAACCCAAAGAAUCAAAACCCAUAAGCCAUGUGAUGAGAGAGAACAUAAUGCCUAGUUCCACAGUGACAAGGACUUAUGUGUUGCCACAACCACCAGUGGUGGAGGAUGCUAAGGAGAACGUGGCCGUGGGCGGUGGUGAUCGGAUUGUUGGGUUUUCAUGUCCAAGAAAGGCUAAUAUGUCGAGUACUGUGGCGAGAAAGCUCUCAAUGGGAAGCUCAGUAGUGCCACAGACAGAGCCAAGAGAGAUUGGAGGGACUAACAAGGAGAAUGUGCAAGAAUUGGAUACUAUUUCAGAGAAACCGGGUGUUGGUAAUAGAAUUCUUGUUUUUGUGAGGCUUAGGCCUAUGGCCAAGAAGGAGAGAGAAGCUGGAUCAAGGUGUUGUGUUCGGAUUGUCAACAGGGGUGAUGUUUACUUGACUGAAUUCGCGAGUGAGCACGAUUAUCUGAGGCUAAAGAGGCUUCGUGGGCGGCAUUUUACCUUUGAUGCUUCAUUUCCUGAUUCCACCUCUCAACAGGAAGUCUAUUCCACAACAACUGCAGAGCUUGUGGAAGCAGUUUUGCAAGGAAGGAAUGGGUCAGUCUUCUGCUAUGGUGCCACGGGAGCUGGGAAGACAUAUACGAUGCUUGGUACUGUGGAGAAUCCAGGGGUUAUGGUAUUGGCUAUAAAGGAUCUUUUCAACAAAGUUAGGCAGAGAAGCUUUGAUGGAAACCAUGUGGUUCAUUUAUCCUAUCUUGAGGUCUAUAACGAAACUGUCAGAGACUUGAUUUCCCCUGGCAGGCCUCUAGUACUUAGAGAAGAUAAACAGGGGAUCGUGGCAGCAGGUCUUACUCAAUACAGAGCUUAUUCUACAGAUGAAGUAAUGGCAUUACUUCAACAAGGAAAUCAAAAUCGGACAACUGAACCAACUCGUGCCAAUGAGACUUCUUCACGUUCCCAUGCUAUUUUGCAGGUUGCGGUUGAAUAUCAAGUCAAAGAUGAGUCGAACAAUGUUGUCAAUCGAGUGGGAAAGCUGUCACUUAUUGACCUUGCUGGUUCAGAGAGAGCUCUUGCUACAGAUCAGAGAACACUUAGAUCACUUGAGGGGGCUAACAUUAAUAGGUCACUCCUUGCACUGAGCAGCUGUAUUAAUGCCCUUGUUGAAGGCAAAAAACAUAUCCCUUACCGUAAUUCGAAACUCACUCAACUGCUAAAGGACUCUCUAGGGGGAGCUUGUAACACUGUAAUGAUUGCCAAUAUCAGCCCAAGCAAUCUCUCAUUUGGCGAAACCCAAAACACCCUUCAUUGGGCUGAUCGAGCAAAAGAGAUCCGAACCAAGGUUCAUCUUCCAAGAUUCUCAAUCUUGCAGCUUCAUUCUUUCUCUUUAUUGCCUCGGUUAACUUGCUUAAGCUGA